UACCUAUUCUUGUCGAAUCUAUUACGGAACGUUUAUUACUAUCUCCUCUUCCUCCUAAUCACCCUUCGACUAUUGCCAACAAUUCUGUUUCCGUGAUAAGCUAUUCUGAUAGCUAUCCGGAAGGGACUGUUCAUCAUAAGAAAGGAGCUACCGACGAAUUAAUUAAUCCUUCGAAUCAAUCGUUUAAAAAUUUUUAUAAUAUUAAUAAUACUGCUUUAUACGACGAUUCUAUCCAAUUAUUGUAUUCAAAGAAUUCUUCUUCAAUGUCUCAAUUACAAAAUCUUAAUUUUGAUGUUAUAUACGUUACCGGCUGGGAUGAUAAUUAUCAUCCUCGUCAGCUAUUACCAAAUGAUAAUAAUACUGAUGCAAAUGGUAUUAAACAUGGCAAAGGAUGGCAAUCAAAAAGACGUUGUACAUAUCCUCAAGAAAUCAUAUUACGAGUAACCGAUGGGACUGCCCGAGUUCGUAAACUACAGAUAUUAUCACAUCAUUACAAAAUUGCUUCAAAAUUAGAAAUAUAUAUAGGUUCAAUACAACAAAAAGUAUCAUCUAAUACUAGCGAUAGUGAUAGUAUUGAUGAAAAACGGGCUUUUUCUUGGGAUAAAUUACCAAAAAUUAUUGAUACUGAUGGAAUAAAUUCUGUCGGUAUUGUAGCGAUAACUGUUAUGGGUGAGCCGGUUGACUAUUUGCUCGCCGGUGAAAGCCAAAAGAUUCCAAUAGAACACGUAGACGAAGGUGUGUCACGUGUAGCUUCGCCCGAAACUUGUAUUAUCCCUGGUGUUCAUGAUGACUCUAUGACAAUUGAUAGUAGUCAACAUG
Racocetra persica is the source of this 819-nucleotide messenger RNA. The record is from the annotation of a GenBank genome assembly. Lineage: Eukaryota; Fungi; Glomeromycota; Glomeromycetes; Diversisporales; Gigasporaceae.